Molecule: messenger RNA, 18005 nt
Organism: Xyrichtys novacula (pearly razorfish)
Lineage: Eukaryota; Metazoa; Chordata; Actinopteri; Labriformes; Labridae
Source: the annotation of a GenBank genome assembly
AUGAUGGCACCUGCAGAGUCCAGACAUCCUACAGUUUGGGAGAAUAGAGCGGCGCAGCGGCUGGCAUCAGGGCUGGCAGCGCCGUCUUUCAAAACAAUUAGGCCUUUGACACUCAGCAUUCAGCAGCUGGAGGAUCAACUCUGGCAGAGACAGAGAGGAGGGAAGCCAAGUGACUUAUCACCCCAAUCAAACCGCUUUCCUGGAGAUGAUGGAUCAGGGACCUCAGAUUUUACACAAAAAAUAUACAUAUUUCUGCGUCUUAUGAUUAAUAUGAUCCCAAAUCCCAUUCCUGAUCUGCACAAGAUAUUUCUAAUGACUUCAAGAGUUAUUUAAUGAUUUUUUUAGGCCUGUGUAGGAACAAAAAACAUCUUUUUACAGGUCCAGUCCGAUGAGAAGCACUUUUUUUCUAGCCUGAAGACAUAUCCAGAAAAAUCAUCUCUCAGCCUAACACCCCUGAGAAUGAGGAAGUAAGAAACCCUCUUCAUGUCUCCAUACAGUCCACAUACUGAGAAAACUCAUCUGCUACAAGGAAAUGUGAUUUUGCUCCAGUGGUGUCACAACCUUCAAAAUGAUUUGCAUAGGCAUGCAUGCAAAACCAGAAUUUAGCAUUCUGCUCCCUCCUACGCUUUUAUGUUUUUACUGCAGUGUUGGAGAGUCAAGAUGUCCAGUGUUGGAGACAGACUCUCCAAAUGUUCAGUUACUGGUUUCAAAAACUACCAAAAAUUUUCAUAUUCUGACCCGGGACCUGAGGACCGAAGAAAAGGGGUUACUUUUUAUCAGGGACAGGUACAUCAGGACUUUGCUCCUCAGACUUAAAGCUCACCCUGAUAGUAAGCUUUGCUGAUAUAGUGUGUUUCAUGGAUAUAAGACGAUAAACUUGAAAUGUAUUCUGACUAUGUGGUGACUUCAUCAUUUCUUCAUGGAAAUACAAUCAGACCGAGAUGCUAAGUCAGAAGAACUACAGCAUCUGCAGUGAAAAUGAUUAAUAUGGUGAUUAUUACUUCAAGGAAUUGAUGAAGAAAUGAUCAUAAAUGUUCUUCCUUGAGCUGCGGCACCCCGCUGUAGUCUGUAAUGGACUGGCCUGAGGUCUCACUACAAACAAGCGUCUGCUGGAAGAGAGUAGGUGAGUUGUGUUUAGUCUCUUUGCUAAAGAAAUGAGUCAAAGUUAAAAAGAUGUUUGGUGUCUAGUACUAUGUCUGUGACCCUAUAUGUCCUGUUGAUGGAGUUAGGUGCUGUUCUGAGCAUUAUUUGUGGCUAUAGAGUGGCGUUUUGGUUGAGGGCGUGGCUCUCUGUAUUGCUAUCCUGCGGUCGUUACUAAAGUUGGUAUAACUAGAGAAGAAAGCGGUCGGCAACAUUCAUCUCUGGAGGGGGGGUCUAACUCGGGGUUACGGUGGGUUUGACCCUACAUUAAUCUUAUGCUGGAAUAUCCCUUUAACAGACAUUGAGACAGAGGCUGAAGAUACUGGACAUCCAUGGAGAGCAGCCAAUCACUUCCAUAUCUCUUUAAUUCAAUAGAGCAAAUAUAUUUCUGUAAAUUUGUGAAGUAUUAUUACUCUUGGCUCCUAUUAAUUGGUUCCCUCUUGCAGAGAUUUGAUAUUUCAGAGCAGACACUUCUUACCUCAGAGCAGCAGGUACAGAGAACAAACACUGAAGCUUCUCCAUGCUGACUUUCUCAUCAGUCACCACUAGAUGGCACAAUGUGCAAUCACUUGCACUUGCACUGGAUUACAACCUUUACAAUAACAUAAUGCAUUGAAGCAAAAAGUUUUAUUGUGGAAUUAAACUGACAUUAAAAUAUGAUUAUUUUCAAUUAUGCAAGUAGAAUAAAUAGGCCUCAAACAAAAACACCUUUUUGUUAGCUGUCAUUUAAAAAGUGAAGAAGUGUACUUAGUAGUGUUCAUUUUUAACUGCAGCAGCAUAUUUAUUCAGCUCUGGUUCUAUGUUAGCUCAUCCACAUAUAAAGAAAACACUGCAAACACACUCACACACACUCUCCAGGAAGUCUGCUAAUUUACAUCCUGGAAAGUUUUUGAACUCAUACUGUUUACACAUUGACAGUUUUAAAUUCACUAAAGGUGUGGGGUCAGUUUCUUUGGAGAUUUUUACAUGAACUCUUCUCUGCAGUCAGUAAACUUUGUCACAUGACUUGCAGACAAAUACUUUAAAUAUUUGUCUGCGUUGAAGUCCCAUUUCCAGUCCUGUUCAGUCAUGCACACUGAGGUGAUUCAGUAGCUGACUUUGGCUCACAGACCUGCACAGACAUCCAGCCAGGUUGGCCUGAAGCUAUUGACAUUUACACUUAAAUCUUCUUACAUCUGAUGGGCCGAAUUCUUUAUACUCUUUGUUCAGGUUUAUCAGGGCCCUGUGGUAGUGUUUUUAAGACCUCAUCUACCGUCAGCCUUUGCGAGGGAAGAAAAAGCCCUCAUACACCGGAUUGGAUGGAAAUAUGAAUCAAGUUGCCACAGGAAACACUGUGAGGGCGAACAACGCGCCUUCAAAAUAAAACAUUAAAGGCAACGCCAAAAACUAAUACAUGCAUAUGCGACCAAUUCACAUAUUUAUUAAUUUUCAAACAUCUUUUUAACUUUGACUCAUUUCUUUAGCAAAGAGACUAAACACAACUCACCUACUCUCUUCCAGCAGACGCUUGUUUGUUGUGAGACCUCAGGCCAGUCCAUUACGGACUACAGCGGGGUGACGCAGCUCAAGGAAGAACAUUUAUGAUCAUUUCCUUGAAGUAAUUAUCAUUUCACAUUUUUUAUUCAUUUUAAGUUAUUUAUUCAUCUAUUUUUUUCGAACAUGUGCAUGCAACACUAGAAAGUAAACUGAAAACAAACAAACAAAACUGGUGAGAAUAUUCAAAGCAACAAUAACAAUAAUCAAAGCAAAAAAGUAAAAGUGAAAAUAAAAAAUACUAAUAAUAAUAAUGCGCACUCAACAUGUCCGACAAGGAGUAGGAUGAAGCAUUAUGCUUUUUUUUAAACCUACCCCUUCUUCUUUACUCAAUACUAGUCAGUCUCCAACAUAUUUACAUUGAUUGUGUAUGAUGUUGAUCUUAUUUAGAUAAAUGUUUAGACAAAUAAGAUCCUUGAAUACUAAAAAUAAAGAGCAGCCUAACUAUUCUGUAAGUUUGCUAACUCUCAGCUGUGACCUCCAAAGAACAGUUUGGCUUUUAAAAAAACUGAUAAUUUGCCUGUACAAAGAAUUUAUUUUGCUUUCUCAACUGGUGGGUCCCAACCCACAGGUGGGUCGUGGACACUUCCUGGGUGGGUCACGUACAGCUGGUCAAAAAAGUAAAUAUUUAAUGUGAUAUUUAUUAUAUAUUUGAUAUUUUCUGUAUACGCAACUUCAGUAGUUGUCGUCCUUAUGUUGUCUCCUCCAUGUGCUCUGAAAUGCACUUUACUCAAUAAAAAACAAGUGGAUUUAUGUCAAAGAUCAGAGUCUUUAAAGGCUUUUUUUAACAAAAAAAAUAAAUAAAUUUGCUUGGUUUGAAUUUUAUAAAAGUGGGUCGCAACUUAAGGACCAUGGGAAAAUGUGGGUCCCAGAGUGAGACCAGUUGAGAACCACUGGUUUAAAUAACGGAACACCACCUCAGAUUAUUAACUGUUGAAUAAUAAAGGUUCAUUUGAUGGUAAAAAGGCUGUAACUAGCCACAAAUAAUCCAUGCCAACCAUUAUGACUCAACAAAUAAUACACUUAACAACUAAUUGAGGUGCAUUUCUGUUCUUUUUCCAUGAGAAUCAAGAAUAUACUUGUGUGUUUGUGUAUUUAACUGUACAUGUAAGGUUAGUAUUAUUAUACAGACUCGUAUUUUCCCAGUGAUUGAGUGGCCUGUGUUAGCUAAACUGAGCUAACCGAUGCUCAGCUAAGCUAACAGCAGCUAACCCGUCAUAAUCAUACAAUUAGUCAGUCCUAGUAAUUUAUUUUGCUUUUUGACCAUAAUCUAUAUUAGAGACAUCACCUCGGAUUAUUAAUUGUUGAAUAAUAAAGGUUUAUUUAAAGGUUCAAGAUGAUAGCUAGCCACAAAUAGUCCAUGCCAACAAUUAUGACUCAUCAAAAAAUACAUGUAACGACUAAUUGAGGUGCAUUUCUGUUAUUUUUCCAUGAGAAUCAAGAAUAUACCUUGAACUUGUUUGUUUAUGUAUUUAACUGUUCAUAUAAGGUUAGAAUUAUUUUACAGGCUCGUAUUUUACCAGUGAUUGAGUGGCUUGUGUUAGCUAAACUGAGCUAACCAAUGCUAAGCUAAGCUAACAGCAGUUAACUUGUCAUAAUUACAUUGAUCACAUCGCAUUGGCGCUGUUUUUGUCACUCUUACCUUAAGGUCCAGUAUCCAUGACUGAUUAACAGCCUUUCAGGUGAAGGAUUUCCAGAAAGCGUUUCAGACGUUGCAGCUCUUAUUUUGAAAGUUGUAAACGGAAGCGGAAGUUUAAGUACCGUGUAACUUUACGGUGGUGCCUGACAGCUGCCACACUGGACUCGGACUGAGCCGAACUGUGUAAGUAAACCCACAAUCCGCCGCUUCUACCGCCUGUUAGCCUCCGUACGGUCCGACUAUGUCGUACACAUUCAAACCUCCGCCGAAAACAAAGACGAUUAAUCGAUUUAAAGUGUCGAAUAGACAGUUGAUAGAGGCGGGAGAGGAAAUCGGUCGAUGUUUUUAGGCCCGUAACAACAGUUUGAUGUCCACAGGGAGGAAUGGAGCUCUGAUGGUUAAAUGGAGACAUUCACAUACAGUCAUGUAAUUCUUGAACUCACUGCUUUGGUACUUUCUCAUAUUUAACUGAAAACCUACGACAUUAAAUCUGUGUAAUUACACGUCGGAAUCAGAGUAAUUAUGUAUUCCACAAAGGCCUAUAAAGUAAUGUGAUCAUAGGGGUGAGCUAAUAGAACGGUACACGAUUAAUUCACCAUGGUGACGAUAAUACCACGAUAACGCGAUUCUUGGAUGGUUGAUCAAAAUCUGUAUUAUUUUCUAAUCUCUAUACCAAUACACUGUGCCAUGAUAGGGUAACUGUUAGGGCUGAGACUAUAUGCUUUUCUCCUGAUUCUAUUCUUCUACGAUUUGUACGAUGCUUAUUCGAUUUAAAUUGUGAUUCUACGAUAUUGACAAUUUUCUCAACAUUCAGUCUGCAUCUUUAACAAACAGUGAAACAGUUGAUUAUGAUUAUGAUUGUCACUGACUAUUCCAGGAACCAUAUUUCCCCAAAAAAUACACAUCACAUGUACGUCAGUUUUUAAGAUUUAAUCUUAAAUUUGAAGAAAAAAAAACGAUUUUUAAACAUAAAAAUUGAUUUAAAAAUUGUAAAACAAAAAGUUGUGAUACUUAUGUGAAUCGAUGUUUUCUCCCACCCCUAAUAAUUGUACUGUAGGUGACGAUAUGAUGUAUUUAUUGUCGUGACUGUUUCAGCCAAGGGAUCAUGUGAUUUUUAAGCAAAGUGGCCAAAUUAUUUGCGCCCACUCUGAUAGUGAGUUAUUAUUUUAAGGGAAUUAUUAAGGGUCUGAGUGUUUGUAGUUUUGGAGUGAAAGAGAAAGUCGGCGUUUAAGAGGGGAACCAGAAGUGCUUUACUUGUUAUUCAUCAACGCCCACCUGUAAAUCUGUCACUGAAGAAGAGCUGUUUUCACUCAUUAACCUGACAACGUGUCUUUGUUCACAUGUAAACUAUUACAUAUUACAUCUAAUGUUUAUGGUGAAGACACUGCACAGCUGUGUUUCUGAGAUCAGAUCCAUCCUUGUUGAAAUCGACUCUAAACUUAAUUUGAUUAUGUUGUCAUAUUUUCUGCUCAGGAGGUGAAGAUCUACUAACCUCUGGAGUCUGCAGGUUCACAUCAGACCCUGAUAAAAUCUGCAUGCGUCCUGUUGUGUGUGGGAGUAAACAGCAAAUGAGGGAAACAGAUGCACGAGUCGCAACAAUGGCGUUUUAAAAUAUGGCGGUCCCGUCCACAUCUCCCUUUUCUCCAUUGUUCUUUUUCAUAUGUCACGUGUAGCGAGUGCACACACAAAACAAACUCUGUGGUCGAGUCUGCGGCAGGUAGACUCUCCAGGUCACUCUCAGGUCACUUCGAACCCGUGCUGAAAAUGAAUUAACUUCUUUUUAUUCUUGUAAAUAUCAUUUAGAUACAGCCUGAAGUGAAGAAAUAUUCAAUAUUUCUGCAAUAACUCGAUGAUAACACCCCUCUAAUAGGAAGUGAGUGGGUGUAGGAAUAUGACGGGUGAGAGAACAGACCUGAACCACAAAAUUAAACAGACUGAGCGCAUUAAAAAAGGUGUAAGACGCAGGCGAGUGUGUUCACAGCAGCUACAGAGACUCAGGCUGUGUGUGUGUGUGUGUGUGUGUGUGUGUGUGUGUGUGUGUGUGUGUGUGUGUGUGUGUGUGUGUGUGUGUCUUCGAUGUAGAUGUGAUGCUCAAAUGUCUGUUUCCUGCUUUUACCGUGUUUAACAUUGAAGUCACUGAAACACACACAGGGACAGCUCACUGGUUUUAGUCUCUAAAUAAUCCAGUCUGUGUGUGUGUGUGUGUGUGUGUGUGUGUGUGUGUGUGUGUGUGUGUGUGUGUGUGUGUGUGUGUGAUCAUGUCAGUGUGUCAUACAUGUGUGAGCUAAUAUACCCAGCAGCACCUGCUCUCUUAAUCCCUGCGUGCUUUAACUGGCGCUGCCCUUGUCCAUGUCUGUCACAGCAGAGUCACACACAUGCACGCUCUCUGCAGACGGCGGCGUUACACCUGGACGGCGUUUCUCUCCCACAUUCGAAAUCUUACAUCUGCAGCGGGUUGUGGUUAAAUACCUGAAACUGAAAGCUGCACGCACGUCAUUGUUGAAGAUUUUGAUUGUGGUGGUUAUAGAGAGAGAAAAACCGUUGAUGAGGAAACAAGCUCUGCUAUCUUCAGACAAUAAUUUAAAAGGUCAAAGUCCUGAAACACUCAGAGUUAAAAGCACUUAUGAGAGCUUUUUAAUAAGAGCUUUUUAAGGUAUUGAAGUUGGUGUUGUUUGCUGAUGACACAAAUAUUUUCUGUUCUGGGGAGGAUUCACCGUAGAAAUGAGUAAACUGAAAGUACAGUUUGACACUUUUUAACUGAAAUAAAACCAAUAAUUAUUAUGAUGAUUAAUAUUAUUAUAUGAUAUCAUGAUAUUUAAACCAUAAGUGUAGGAGAAGGGCUGGGACUAGAUAAGUCCCGACUUUUUCCCACUCCUUUUUGAACAUGAAUGACUUUUUGGCAUUUGUUGUUGUAUUCUUUACUUUUUUAUUAAUAUUAUUGUUAUCAUAUGUUUUAAAUAAACUUCAGUCAGUGUAAACGGUAAAUAAGACGGUAUGAAAGUGAAUAAAUGCUCUUUGAAUUGUUAAUGAGGUUCCAGUGAGAGUUUAUAGUCCAUAAUAAAUAUUGAUAAUAAACGCCGUCUGUGGUCCUGUCCCGUCUCCUCCUCGCAGCGUUCCUGUGAUGCCCCAGGGCGGGCUGAGCUGGUCGGGGUUGCGAUGCCUUAUGUGGACCGACAGAAUCGCAUCUGCGGCUUCCUGGACAUCGAGGAGAAUGAGAACAGCGGCAGGUUCCUGCGCCGAUACUUCAUCCUGGACACUCAUCAGGGCAGCCUGCUGUGGUUCAUGGACAACCCUCAGGUGAGGAACGGGAGAUACUCUGAUGGGGACGAUCUUCCAGAAGAACCUCCAGCAUGAUGGAGCUCGUGGAGAAGACUGUGGUCCUCAGACGACUCAGAAUACUCCUGAUACAACAAUCAAUCACUUUGAUUUCAUUGGUUUAACUCGGCUCUGACUGUAAACACGUACUGAACAUACCACUCAGACGUCAUGAUGACAGUGUAACUGCACACGCUGCACGGCUGUGAGACAACACUUUUAAAACCAUGUAGAGAUAGUCUUUAAUUUACAGAUGUCUCAAAGACCUGUCUGAUUACAAUAACAAAAUUAAUUUCUCGGUCUGAAUGAAACUCCACAGAGAAGAUUUCUUUAAAGCUUUUAAUAUCUCGUAAAAGAAUAAACUUGACCUGCAGCUCCUUUUGAAAGUUGAGGAAACAUAUUUUUGGCCGACAGUCAGCUGUCGUAAAACUCUGAUUUCCCUCUUCCUGGAAACUUCUGUACAGUUCAGCUUAGUUCACCGUGAAAACAUAACACACAACCUGCAGCGACUUGAACCCUGUCUCUGGAGAAAUUCCAACAGUUUGAGUCUUUUCAGUUUAUUUUUCAGAAAAGUCAAGAAGCGUAGAGAGAUGGUUUUAGAGAUUCCUGCCUGUCACAUGAUUAGACAUGAGCGAGUUCCUCUGAACCAUCAAAACUGGAUUUAAAAGGAGCUCUAACUUUUCAAAGAUGGAUGUCCACUCUGAGUUUUAGUAAUACUUAUGAAAAAGCUCAUUUAAAGGGAGUAUUUUCAGCGGCAGGUUAAUCCUCUCUGAUGUUUCAGUGAAAAGAGGAAGUUGUUGAUCUAUCAGACGGAGCUGCAGAGGUUUGAUGAAACUGUAAAAAGCAGAAUCAGUGGACUCUUGAUGGAUGCAGCUAAAUGGUUUGACAGAUGGUGUGUCACUGAAAGUCAACAAACAGGAACAGGGAUUAGAAGGUUUGUAGGAGCAGUUUUAUCUUUAGUUUUUACUACCGGGAAAUUCCCACAACACUGCAGACUCACACUGAUGCAGGUGUUGGACAGUUUCGUCCACUCCACAGAGUUUUUAAUGAGAUAUUUUAGGAGUUAAAUCUGAUUCUUUUAAAGAUUUAUUCAUAUAUACAGCUUUAAAGCUACAUCCCCUUUUAUUACUCAUCUUAUGUUCCUCUGAAACACCAUGAGGCAGUUUGCUCUUGUUUAGUGUCAGAUUGUAGAGGUGAGCCGUCAGCAUCUCCAUGCUGCUCAGAGCUGCUCUGUGCUCUCUAAUCCUGAAGGAGCUUUAAUCUGUCUAUCCAUGGAGGACGAGCAUAACUCAUAUCAAACGAUAAUAAAUCAGAUUGAUAAUAAAUAUGAAAGCCGGCCCGUUUAAGACCGUAUACCUACACCUGUCUCAGAGAUUUAGGUGACGGGGUUUUGCCUCCUGGACGUGACCUUUGACUGCUAAAUGACACCAGGUCAUCAGACUUGCACAGACACCCAGAAUUCCAGGAUUAGAGUUUGAAAGUAACUGAAAUUAAAAGGAUUGAAAUCUGACAUUUUAAAAAACUACUGUUGACUAAAACAGAACAAGAACAGACGCUCAUGUCGACUCUGUUUCUUUUCCAGAAUCUGCCUAAAGGUGCCGAGAACGUGGGCUCUCUCAAACUCACCUACAUCUCAAAGGUAAGACCUCCAACAUUUCAAACAAACACAGAUCAGACCAUAUGAUAUAUGUGAUACCAUAUAUUAUAUACGACACAAUAUGAUAUAUGGUAUAUGAUACGAUAUGUGAUGUACAAUAUGAUACAUAAUAUUCAUUAUGAUAUAUGAUAUACGACACAGGAUAUGAUUCAAGAUAAGAUAUGGUAUAUGAGAUAUGAUAACAUAUUAUAUACAAUGCGAUACGACAUACAAUACGAUAUAUGGUAUACGAUACAAUAUGUGAUAUACUAACAAUAUAUGAUAUAUGAUACGAAAUGACAUACAAUAGGAUGUAUAGUAUACAUUAUAUGAUAUAAGAUAUGAUAUAUGAGAUAUGUUUGAUAUAUGAUACUUUAUAUGACAUACGAUAUGAUACUAUAUCUCGCCCCCUCAGUAUUUUCCUCACACAGUUGUCAUCUGUAGGUUUUAUCGUCUUCUUCAUUUUUCCCCCUCAUGUUUUUCUCACUGCUUCCUCCUGAUUUGUCAGUUUUUCUGAAAACACAGAAACACGUUUUUUUUAAAGUAAGUGAAAAGUACAAUUUGACGGAUUAACCCUUUAUUUUAUUUCUUACCCUCUUUCAGGUCAGCGAUGCCACCAAACUUAGACCAAAGGCGGAGUUCUGCUUCGGUAGGUUCAUCUCUGUGUUUCCUCUUUUAACUCUUUAAUACACUUUACCCCCUGACAGGAAAUGAACCCCAUCAUCAUCAUCAUCACCAUCAUCAUCAGCUCCGCCCGCUCUCGUGGUUAUUUUUACACGUUUAAAGUGUAAAGAUGAUAAAAACUGUAGGGUCCCCUCCUCUCCUCAGCUCUCUCUCUCUCCAAUCUUCCUCCUUGUUUCCUUCUGUUCUUGUUUCCUCACUUCCUCCCUUCCUCGUCCUCUUCCCCCUCCUUCGUUUCCUCUCCUGUUAGCUUCGUUUCCUCUCUUUUGUCCCUCGCUGCUUGUUGUUGUUCCUCUGGUCGCCAACGGGAGCUUUUGUCACUCAAUGGGAGGAAACUGUACAAUAUCCCCGACCUGACCCGAGUCUGUGUGUGUGUCUGUGUAAGUGUGUGUGUUUGCAUCUGGACUGGAUGUUCACACACACACAUACACACACAGACACACACAUCCUCUGAGUGAGCAGAAGCAAACAGAUCUUUAUUUUUAGACGCUGAUCUGCAUGAAGCUCCGACAGUUUUCUUCUUCCUCUUCGAUCAUCCGGAUGAAUUUCUUAAAAUAAACAAACGUGAAUAUAAUCUCACCAUCAUCUCUCUCUCUCUCUGUCUCUCUCUCUCUCUGUCUCUCUCUCUCUCUCUCUCUGUCUCUCUCUCUCUCUCUCUCUCUCUCUCUCUCUCUCUCUCUCUCUCUCUCUCUCUCUCUCUCUCUCUCCCUCUCUCUCUCUCUCUCAGUCAUUAACGCUGGAAUGAGGAAGUUUUACCUGCAGGCCAAUGACCAGCAGGAUUUGGUGGAAUGGAUCAGUGUUCUCAACAACGCCACCAAGAUUACAGUGAGCCUCUCACACACACACACACACACAUACACACACACACACACACACACACACACACACACACACACACACACACACACUCAUGGAUCAAUAGGUGACCCUGUUUCUGUUGUAGACCACUCUGUGUUUUCGCCUCAGGCUGAAACAGAUGGAAAAUUACCCAUCAGGCCCAUCAGAGAUGAAGUUCAGGACCAACAGAGUUUUUCAUUAUCCUGAUCAUCAACCCAAAGAUCCAGUUAAUCAAUAAGAAGUGAAUUUUUAUAUAUAACUGAUCAAACACAGGGAGGUUCGAUAAUUAUAAAACUGUGCAGUCAAAUUCAGAAAUCUGGACUUUGUGCUUCAACAGAAAUCAUUUUAAAUUCAACAACCUGAUGUCCUCCGCCUGCUUCUUCAUUAUUGGCACAACAAUAAUAAUAACAAUAAUAAUAAUAAUGAUAAUAAUAAUAACAAUAAUAAUAAUAAGAAGAAGAAUUAUAAUAAUAAUAGUAAUAAAUUGUGUUAAUAAUGCGCUUUUACAGGUGCUCGAAGACGCCUUACAAAGAAAAUAAUAAGAUAAAAAUAGAAAAUAUAUAAAAAUAUAUAAUUAAAAAAAUGUAUAAACAAAUAAUAAAAAUGAAAAAAAUGAAUAAUUAAAAAAAUAGAUAAUAAGGUAAAAAUAGAAAAAAUAGAAAUAAAUAAAAAAAUGAAAAUAAAUAAAAAAUUAAAAAUAAAAAUUUCCAGGUUCAGGUCUGUGACCUGCUGCAGUGAAAACAAACGUUCCUCAAACAGGGAGAAGCUGAGCUUUUAUUGGAGCUUUUUUCAGCCGCAGAUUCAUCCACACAGGACGGUCUGGUGAAGGAGAAACAGGAGAAACUCAAACUAACAGGACGCUGACUGAUUCAUAUCGGGUCUGUUUUCAGGUGCCAAAGCCAGGUGAGGGCAACGCCGCCCACGCUGAGACUCCCCAGGAAGUCCUUGGAGCCAUGAAGCAGGUCUCCUACAAGACUGAGAUCAUCGGAGGAGUCCCUAUUAUCACCGCGACACAGGUAACACACACACAAACACACACACACACACACACACACACACACACACACACGCACGCGCGUGGAGUCAUGUGAGCGUGGCGUUAGCAGCUGCUAGCAGAAGCGGCUCAGCAGGUUUGGGCCUGUCUGUCAUGGUAUGCGGCGCCGACACGUGAGCGGACUCGCAUCAACACAGAGUGGAAUUCUGUAGCCUUAAGACUCUUAGAGAAGGUCCAAUCAGAAGAAUCGGAUCAGAACCGAACAGAGAACCUUUAAAACACUGAAACAGAUCCAUUAAGGACGCUCCUGUUUGUGAACGAGUGAACACAUGAAGGUGAAGGGGUGUGUUAUUAACCAUUUAUGUGUGUGUUUGUUUCAGGAGCAGGGGGAGGGGCAGAACGGGGCGGAGCGAGGAGGUCUGAAGAGAGGUCAGAACCAGCUGCCCUUCUAUCUGUCCAGAGGAGUCCAGGAUCAGGGCGUCAUCAAGGCCGGAUACUGUGUCAAACAGGGCGCCGUGGUGAGGGUCCAAACACGCUCAGGGAGUCGGACGAUCAGACCACAGAUUCAGACAUUCGUGCACACAUUCCCACAAACAGAACCAUCUGAGUUCUGGGUCAAAAACAGGAACCGGGUCUCUGCUGUCUCUGUCCUCACGGUCACCUCAGAGCUCGCUGUCGUGGCGGUGAUGGUGGGCGGAGCAGAGACACACACAACAGAUCGUACUUACCGUAUUUUUCACAUGUCAACAUAGUCAACGUAGAACUGUACGAUCGGAGGAAACGACCUUUUCCUUCAGGAUGAAGGUGUAACUCAUGCGUUCAUGUCUGCUGUGUGUUCAUUCUUCAUGUUCAUGUUGUUUUCCUGUUUUAAAGAUGCAGAAGAAUUAACGUUUAAUCUCUCCAUCCUCUUUUUCAGAUGAGGAACUGGAAGAGACGUUACUUCAUGCUGGAAGAAAACGCGCUCAGCUACUACAAAACUGACCUGGUAACACACACACACGCACACACACACACACACACACACACACACACACGCACACACACACUUGUCCCCAAGUUUGAACACACUUUGCUGUAUUUACUGUAGUCAGCUGUGUGUGUGUGUGUGUGUGUGUGUGUGUGUGUGUGUGUGUGUGUGUGUGUGUGUGUGUGUGUGUGUGUGUGUGUGUGUGUGUGUGUACACGCAGCGGCAUGCGUCCUGAAUACCACCUCAUAUAAUCCUCGUGUGGACAGAUUAGCGAGUUCUUACCGCGGCGUGUCUCUGCGCUUAGAGAGACACACCCAGUGUGUGUAUGUGUGUGUGUGUGUGUGUGUGUGUGUGUGUGUGUGUGUGUGUGUGUGUGUGUGCGUUCAUGCAUGCCUCCUUAUUUUCCUGUGUAGGUGUGUGAAGUCAUGCACACAGCAGCAGCUCCUCCUCCUCCUCUGUGAGUCUGUGAGGAGGACAGAGUUGAAUCUGUGAUCAGCUGUUAUUCAGUCACCAAAGUUUCUAAGUUUUUAAAGUUUUUAAAGUUUUUAAAGUUAGUGUUAAACUCCUGAAGACAAACACACAGACUAUAAUGAUUCAUGCAGAUCUCUGAUCUAAAACCUGUUAGUGUCUCUCUGUUUCUCUGCUUCUUUUGUUUUUAUUAAAAAUCAAAAUUAAAUCAUGAAAAGAGAAAAAAACCUGAUGUAUUAAAAACAAGGAUUCAGGGUUUAAAGGUAGAAGAGGAGCUGGUCUGAUGUUCGGUGUCUUCUCCCUGCAGGAGAGGGAGGCUCUGAGGGUCAUCCCGUUAAAGGAGAUCCACACAGUCCAGGAGUGUAAACACAGGUCAGUGAACUUCAGACCUUCAGACCUUCAGACCUUCAGACCUGAGAUGAUCUUUAAUCUUCUCUGUCUGCUCUGUGUCUCUGCAGCGAGCUGAUGAUGAGGGACAACCUGUUUGAAAUGGUCACCAGCUCCAGAACCUUCUACGUACAGGUACCAGAACAUCAACUGGACUUAAACUAAUACUGUCCAUGAAUAAAUCAGAGUCACCUCAUCGUCCUCGUCCUCGUCUGUCUGUCUGUGUGAUAAAGUCUCAGGUUUAUGGACAGUCACUUUUCUGUCAAUGAGGACUAAGCACUGUCCCUCUGUCUUUGUCUCCCUGUCUCUCUGUCUCUCUCUGUCUCUGUCUCUCCUUCCUUCAGGCGGACAGUCCAGAGGACAUGCACAGCUGGAUUAAAGCCAUCUCAGGUGCGAUCGUGGCUCAGCGCGGUCCCGGACGCUCGGCUAACACUGUAGGUAUCCGCUCAGACUUCAGCUCCGACACACUCAGAUUAUCCAGGAGAAAAAAACUAGUUAGUGAUUUAGUGAAUCUUUAAAUUUGAAGAAAUUCAUCAAAUUUAAAUUUAUUUAAAACUAAAAACUUUAAAUCUGGAACAGAGUCGUGAAAGUUUGCUUCUUAAUCGAGUUUUUUUCACUCUAACUGAACGACCUGUUUUCACCUGUAGUUUAGAAAAAGGUUAAAAGCACCAGGACAAUUCAAAAGUGUAAAUACAGGAUAAAACAAUCUGUGGAAACUCAGAUUUUCUGCAAAGAUUUAAAAUUAAAUUUAAAAUCAGAAUCAGUUUUAAGAUGAUCCAGAUUCUCCUCUCCAGCUGUUCUGCAGAGUCCGGUCUAACUUUUCCUUCUGGUCCCAUCAGUCCACGAUGAGGAGCUCCAUGUCGGUCAGAUCUGAUCUGAUGAAGUGGCUCCACCUGCUGUCAGAAAGUGUUACUGCAGCUGUUUGAAAACAGAGUUUAAACCAGUGAACUGUAUAGAUCUGCUGAUCUAGAUCUGCUCUGAGAACUCAUGUUAGUGUGUCUGUGAGAGUUUUAGAUUAACGAACACGUCACCUGUAACUUUAAUGAUGAUCGUCACGAUAAUCACCUUUUAGAAAGUCUACACACACACACACACACACACACACACACACACACACACACACACACACACACACACACAUGUUACUCUUGAAAUAUUCUCUGUCUCUCUCUCUCUCUCUGUCUCUCUCUCUCUCUCUCUCUCUCUCUCUCUCUCUCUCUCUCUCUCUCUCUCUCUCUCUCUGUCUCUCUGUCUCUCUCUCUCUCUCUCUCUCUCUGUCUCUCUCUCUCUCUCUCUCUCUCUGUCUCUGUCUCUCUCUCUCUCUCUCUCUCUCUCUCUCUCUCUCUCUCUCUCUCUCUCUCUCUCUCUCUCUCUCUCUCUCUCUCUCUCUCUCUCUCUCUCUCUCUCUCUCUCUCUCUCUCUCUCUCGUUUUGAAGAGUUUCUCUCCAAAGCCACACGAUCAGCCAAAUGAAAAGGUCAAAGGUUAAUAUCAGAGAUGACUCCUGAUAUUUUUUUAACCACGCCAUCAAACUGUCAGAGUGGGUGGAGUCAGUGGACAGGACAGAGGGUCUCAGAAAACCAUCAAAGGUCCAAUAAUCCGUCAGCAGCAGAAUCUUCUCCGUCUCCGUCUGUGUGGUUAUAGACCUGCUCAGAUGGUCCUGUGGUGUUCUGGACAGAAGCUCUUCUCCUCACUGUCACUCAGUUCUGCUGUAAACUUGUUUUCAGAUCCGUCAGGCCCGAAGGCUCUCCAGUCCUUGUAUACAGAGGUAUACGCCCUUCUGCGGCGGUGAAUGCAGCACGUAUGUGACCCCAUGACCUCUCCCCCAUGACCUAAACCCCCCCGUCAUCCACCCCCACAAACAUCAGCCUCUAACUCAGCCAGCAUUUAACCCGCACACCGCAGAGCGCUCCUCCGGACGCUGUAGUGUUGAUCCAUCAGAGAGCUGCUGCUGCUAACACGACUGACGAACAGACUCACCGCCUGUUUCCAUGGUAACCUCAGUCUUUAAUAACGCCGCGUAGAGUAGAGCACGAGACGGACCGUUUGUGGGUUUCAAAGUUCUUCUUCUUAAACCAGGUGACCUCAGGACUUAAUGUGAGGAGUCUCCACCAUCAUGACUCUGUUUGGUUUACUUUCAUGGAGGUCAGAGCUGGAGCGACAGUCGAAACAAAGAACCAGAACCAGAACCAGAACCAAUGAUGAGUUUGUAGAGAUAUUAGUACGAAUGAAGAAAGUCAAAUCUAGAGUUAGACCUCUAUUUUAGCUCAGACUCACCCCCUCCAGACCGGACCGUACGCUCUACCUCCCCUCCUCCACUCCCAGGUGUUUACAGGUGGAGCGCUUCAUCUGAUAGGCCCGUUUUUUAACCUUUGACCCGAGGGCAGCUGUGCAGCUCAAGGCUUGUGAUGUUUCCAUUUCUGAUUCUGUUUGUUUGCAGCAUCUUCAUCCUCCUCCACUCUGUCUCAUCAUCAUCAUCAUCAUCACCUUCGUUUUGAUCAUCUUUAUUAACAUCUCAGUUUCUGAUUUUUUUUGAUCAUCUGUUAUUUCUGUGUCCGCCCUGGCGCUCCUCCUCCUUAUUUUAAAUGUUUUUAAGUUUAUUGUGUUUAUUUUGUGUCCGUCUCUCAUCACUCGCCUCUCUCGAACAUUUACAGCCUCCCUGAUUCCAGCAGGACUCAGCAGAAACCAAACUCAUCCAGAGCUUCUCCUUUUCUCCUGCUAACCUUCUGUCAUGUUGUCUUUCUGUUUUUUCCCUCCGUGUGUGUGUGUGUGUGUGCGUGUGUGUGUGUGCACGUGUGUGUGCGCCUGCUUUCCAGAGAGUGAGGUGUGACAGUGACGUACUAACCCCCCCCAAAUGAGCCCCGCUGCCUUCUUCCUGCCCCUCCACCUGCUGCUCAUCGUCCAAUCACCAAGCCCCACUGCCUCUCCGCUUCCUUAGCAACAGCUGUUUGACCCCGCCCUGCUCCUUGGCAACCGCAGCAUCACCUGUCGUACGUGUCGCUUGUAACUGCAUGACCACCCUGUAACACCCACAAUGCACUGCACCUCCUCUGGAGGACAGUGUGUGACCUCAUGUCUCACGAAUUAAGCCAGCAGGCCGUUAAAUCACACCUGGAUUAACAGGUGACAGUAAUCCACAAUAAAAAACAAUAAUCCACAAUAAAAAAACAAUAAUAAACAUAGCCAAAGAUUAAAAUCAACAGUCCACAAUAAAAAAAAACACAAAAAAAAUUUAAUCCACAAAAAAAUAAUAAUCUACAAUAAAAACAAUAAUAAAAACCACAAUAAAAAACAAUAAUCCACGAUACAAAAAGUAAUCGAAAACAAAAAACAAUAAUCUACAAUAAAAUAUAAUAAUCCACAAUAAAAAAACAUUAAUCCAGGAUAAAAAACAAAGAAAAACCACACUAAUCAUUGGUAGACAAAAUUAAACCACAAUAAAAAAAAGUAAUCCAGAUUAAAAAAACAAUAAUCCACAAUAAAAAAAAUAAUCCAUGAUAAAAAAAAUAAUUAAAAAAACAAUAAUCCACAUUGAAAAACAAUAAUCCAGAAUAAAAAAAAUAAUCCAUGAUAAAAAAAAUAAUUAAAAAAACAAUAAUCCACAUUAAAAAACAAUAAUCCAGAAUAAAAAAAUCCACAAUGAAAAUUUUUUAUUUUAAGGGGAUUUGGAUUAUUGGGGGAUUUCAGUAGUAAAUGAAAUAAACAUUUCAGCUCCAAAAAAAAUAAAAUUUUCUUGCUGUAAUUUGUUGUUUUAUUAAAGGGUGAAAAGACUCCUAUUAGGGUUAACUCAGAGAAAGUUUAAUGAGAGAAUAAAUGACUUUAACAAAGUUCAUGAAUGAUUUAAAAAGGUGUGUUUAGGUCAGAGUUAGAGUAAAUUCUUAUUUAUUUUGAUUUUUUUUUCCAACACUUCAUCUUUAAACAGCUUUAAAAAAUUAAAAUAAAGACUUUUUCUUGUUAAAAAGGUCGGAGUAAAUAUCUCUCUGUAACCUGCAGCUUAAUUUGAAGCUCUUGUCUCCUCUCCUCCCUCGGCUCCUCGUCCCCUUACACUCUAAAAUCCUUUACUCACUCACUCACUCACUCACUCACUCACUCAUCCAUCCUCCUCGUCUCUCUCUCACGUUGUCUCUCGUCCUCCUCUCUCUCUGCAGGAGCGCGCUGACUGCCCCUCUCCCUCCCCAACCUCUGCCUCUGUCUUCUACUACUCCCUCGAUGAGGACCCACCGCUCGCCCAGUCCUCCUCCUCCGGCGCCUCCUCAGCGGGCCCUGAGCCUCAGUUUGGACCCGCACCACCAGGAGAACUUCCUGGGCCUGCUGCCCUGGAGGCUGAGCGGCGUCCAGUCGGUGAUGGUGCCCCUCCCUACGGCUCGGUCCCGCCUUUCUCUGCAGGAGACGGUGCAAACUACAAAGUAA